Messenger RNA from Capronia coronata CBS 617.96, 546 nucleotides. RefSeq names its product DNA replication complex GINS protein psf3. The record is from RefSeq and is a predicted model, not a curated record. Gene Ontology annotation, biological process: mitotic DNA replication initiation. NCBI's taxonomy places the organism in Eukaryota, Fungi, Ascomycota, Eurotiomycetes, Chaetothyriales, Herpotrichiellaceae. Gene Ontology annotation, cellular component: GINS complex. The transcript has 4 exons. The coding region runs from base 1 to 546 and encodes 181 amino acids.
AUGUCCUACUACGAUGUCGACGCCAUCUUGACCGACUCCCAGAAAUUGCCAUGUACAUUCGAGCUGGACGUGCCUGGACUAGGCUACCUUGAAGGCAAUGUUGGCGGAAUGGUCAAAGCCGGUACGAAAAUCGAUCUGCCCAUGUGGCUAGGGAUCAUGUUGGCCGUGUCAACGGGAAACGCACCUGAUUCCUCGCAGCUCGUGACGCUGGACUUUCCCACGCCGCUACAACAGCGUGUGAUCAACGCCUUGAAGGCGGACCCCAGGACAGUCGACCUGCGCGCUCAAGCACCACAUUUCUACGCCCUCGGGGCGCGAAUCAUGGAGUUAUUUGACGAUACAGCGGUAUUGGAUACGCUGAUAAAUACGUUCAAGAUGCGAGCCGCGGAAAUUGCAGACCAGGCGCACAAUCCGCGCGGGGCGCUGGGCGACGGAGCCGAGUUUUUGAGAGGCUUGGACGAGACUGAGCGUCAGUUGUUCAAGGCUGCACAUGAAGGGCCUAAAGCGGUCAGGGCCUGGACUCAGGAUUUGAAGAAGAUUACGUGA